Molecule: messenger RNA, 7079 nt
Organism: Melanotaenia boesemani (Boeseman's rainbowfish)
Lineage: Eukaryota; Metazoa; Chordata; Actinopteri; Atheriniformes; Melanotaeniidae
Gene: plekhh1
Product: pleckstrin homology domain containing, family H (with MyTH4 domain) member 1
Exons: 30
Coding region: 439-4704 (1421 amino acids)
Cellular component (GO): cytoskeleton
Source: RefSeq, a predicted model, not a curated record
UGUGUGUCCUUGGAGUUGUUCUUAAAACAGUCAAAGCCAGCGUGUGAAGCAAAAAGAAAAGUUUGCAAAAUUUCCCCCUUUAAAAAAAUCUUUUUGGUGCAUGGGGAUAAUUUAUGACAGUUUACACAUAAGUAAGGGAAUUAAAAACAUUUUGUCUAUGGACAGUAGCCUACAUAUCUAUCUUAUUGGGACGCUCUUCAUGCCCUGAAGUGCUACUGGAAAGUCAAGACUUGAAAGUGUGUUAGAGGAUAGGAGAGUUGCGGAGGUAGAUGUUUACACCUCAGUGCAGAGGAAUGUCGGGGCCUGUGUUUAAGCCUGAGACUGAUAAUGAGAGUGGUCAGUUUGUUGAGGCCUGUCAUUAACCUGCCCAAGAGGAGAACUGCAGGUUUCCUUGCCUGGCAAAGUCCAGUCUGGAAAGCAGAGGCCUGAAACCUCACCAUGGCUGACGUGUUGGAGAGCAGCGGAGCAGGAGCUGUAGGAGCGGCCAGUGUGGACUGGCAGAAACGCUGCAUCGCUCUUGAAAUGCAGCUGCUGAGAUUCCGGCUGCAGGCGGGAAAAAUCCGAGAACUGCUGGCAGAGAAGAUGCAAGAGCUGGAGCAGAGGGUAGUGGAGGCUGACCAGAGGGCUGAGAAUGCUGAGAAACAGAUCCAUGUCAUGGAAGAAAAGCUGAAGUCUGCAAACAUACAACCCAGUGAAUCAGAGAGUUCGUUGUACAGAAAGUAUCAAGACCUGACCAAUCAGCUUCAAGAAAAAGAUGCUGUAAUAAAGAGAUUAGAGGUGCAGCUGGAAAAGCAGAUCUUGGUCAGAGCUCAGGAGGCAAAAAUUAUUGAGGAGAAGGCUGCCAAGAUUAAAGACUGGGUCACAUUUAAGCUCAGAGAGAUGGAGCUGGAAAACCAGCAUCUGAAAUUAGCUAACCUGAAGCAGACGGAGCGGAUUGUGCUGCUCCAAGACAAACUACAGACUCUCUUAGAAAAGCCUUCAUCCUCUGGAUCUCCUGCCACCUCCCCUAUAAUGGAUACCCACUUGGUGCCCAACAGCCCACUGUUUCCUCCCAGCUGCCCUGGCACGCCGCCCGCUCAAGAUGACAGCUGGAGACAGGCAGGUCCCCGCGGAGCUGCCUCUAACAACAAUAUCCUGCCAACAGUCUUCACAGAUGUGAAAAGGACUCCUGAACUGGCCAGUAAAGGGAUUUGCCUUAGAGAUCGUACAACACGUGAUGCUCCAGGUAGGAGCAGGGAGGGUCCCAGCUCCAUCAGUGGACCAGUGGGCUUCGAAGGCCAGGCAGAGGGCUCUGACAGAGACAACUCCUCUGAUGAACUUAAUAGCAAGUUCCGUUCUCAGUGCCUUCACUCAUCCUCCUCAUCUUCAUCUUCCUCGUCUGCAUAUGAGAUGGCACACGGACCCGGUUCUCCAGAGUCAACCAUCAGAAUAACACCCAAAAGCCCACUCCUCUCCCGCUCCCCCUCCACCAACAACCCCUUCCCCAAUCCUCCUCAGCCAGUAGUUCACCAGUCAGGGACCAGCAUGACUUUGCCCAAAGUACGGACUCCACUCACCCCCAGAGACAGUAUCCAGCUGGUAAAGAAGCACUACAGCCAGCCUCAGCCCAGCCUGGACAGACUCCACCACCUCAAUGUUAGCAUUGACAUCAUGACACCAUCCUCCGCUUCCUCCACUCUGAAAAGCACAGGGACCACCACUUCUCCAUUUUCUCAGCUUGUGGAAGAGACUGACAUUGACGGGCUUCCAGACAGCAUGGAUGGAGUAUUGGAGGGGCCACAGUCAGAGGAGCUGUCUCAGGAUGGGGUCUCCUUUGUGGGACUUGCAGAGGAAGUGGAGCAGUUGGAAACAGAUGCUCUCAAGCCGCCAACUCCUCCUUUGCAUCGCUUCCCUUCAUGGGAGAGUCGGAUCUAUGCUGUGGCUAAGUCAGGAAUGAGAGUAUCAGAGGCCAGUACUGGAGCCAGAGGCCCCGGACGAGGGUCCAGCUUACCCCUUUGUCCUGCGGCAGGUCCGUUCACCCAGCUGAUCUAUAAGAAUAUCAAUGUACCAGUGUACACCACACUAAAAGGUAAAGCCACUCAAAUCAGCAGCAUGCCUCUGCCGGACGAUGACUCUGGGUCAGAGGAUGACAGCAGCUCUCUGGCCAGUUUACGCACAUCUGUUCUGAGCCCAGACAGGAAAGGCAGCAUACCUGGAAGCCCACGGGCAGUCAAGAGAGGUGUGUCCAUGUCCUCCAUCAGCUCAGAGAGCGAUUACGCCAUUCCUCCUGAUGCCUACUCCCUAGACAGCGACUACUCUGAACCAGAACAUAAAGUCCAGCGAACCUCCUCCUACUCCUGUGAGAGCACUGGGCCUGAGAUGCUGGAGAAGUCUGGAUACCUACUGAAGAUGGGCAGUCAGGUGAAAGCCUGGAAACGUCGCUGGUUCAUCCUGAGAAAUGGAGAAAUCCUCUACUACAAAUCUCCUAGUGAUGUGAUCAGGAAACCUCAGGGUCAGAUUGAGCUGAACUCGUCCUGCUGUAUAGUUCGUGGAGAGGGAGCACAGACGUUUCAAAUGAUUACAGAGAAAAAGACCUUUUAUCUGACCGCUGACUCACCCAACAUCCUGGAGGAGUGGAUCAGAGUUCUGCAAAACAUACUCAAAGUCCAGGCCAGCGGCCCAAUCACUGUGGAAACAAAGGCAAAGCCCACUGCGAGAGGUUGGCUUACAAAGGUCAAACAUGGACACUCAAAACUGGUUUGGUGUGCUUUGGUUGGAAAAAUCUUCUACUACUAUCGCAACCAGGAAGACAAGCUGCCCCUGGGUCAGCUGCAGAUGCGUGAAGCGUUGGUGACGGAGGUCGAUCGCUCCUGCGAUUCAGACGAGGACUACGAGGCGGGCACUCGGGGUUUUCUCUCUUCACACUGCACCUUAGUGGUCCAACCAAGAGACCAAAGUCCUACAUAUCUGCUUAUAGGCACUAAGCCGGAGAAGGAUACAUGGUUGUACCACCUGACUGUGGCAGCUGGUAGCAGUGCAACUUUUAAAGUAGGCACAGAGUACGAGCAGCUCAUUGGUAAACUACUCGAUGCAGAUGGAGAUCCAGAGUCUGUUUUGUGGAAGAGCGGGUCCUUGAGCUUCUGUAAGGAGGGCCUGUGCUUGCCUCUUACCACGCUGCCGUCUGAAGCUUUGCAGACAGAAGCUCUCAAGCUUUUCAAGUCCUGUCAGCUCUUCAUCAAUGUGCUGGUUGAGUCACCAUCUGUGGAUUACCACACCUCUCUGGCUCAGAAUGCCUUGCAAGUGUGUCUGACCCACCCGGAGCUGCAGAAUGAAAUGUACUGCCAGCUGAUCAAACAAACCAACCGCCGGACACCUCACAACUACUCCCUCACACAGUGUUGGCAGCUGCUGUCUCUAUGUGUGGCGCUGUUCCUUCCUCAGCAGCAUUUCCUCUGGUACCUGAGACAGUACCUGCAGCAUAAUGCUGACCCCAGGACUGAGGUGGGGAAGUAUGCGGUUUACUGCCAGAGAUCUUUGGAGCGAACUCUACAGAAUGGAGAGCGGGAAGCUAAACCUUCACGUAUGGAAAUAGUUUCCAUCCUGCUCAGGAACCCCUACCAUCAUUCAUUGCCUUUCAGCAUCCCAGUUCACUUUAUGAACCAUACCUACCAGGUGGUAGGUUUUGAUGGCUCCACUACAGUAGAAGAGUUCCUCAACACGCUGAACCAGCGGAUCGGCAUGAGGAAGCCCCAGCUAACAGGGUUUGCCCUCUUCACUGACGAUCCAUCUGGCAAAGACCUGGAGCACUGCCUACAGCCAUCAGCCAAGAUCUGUGAUGUUAUUUCCAAGUGGGAGCAAGCUCUGAAGGAGCUGCAUCCUGGGAAAAAUGAGGGGACACGGAUUGUUCGGCUAACAUACAAAAACAGACUCAGUUUCAGAUCUCAGGUAAAAAGGGAGACGGAGCGAGAGCGCCUCCUACUGGCAUACCAGGCAAAUGAUGAGGUUCAACAAGGCCACUUCCCUGUGAACAAAGAGCUGGCUCUGGAGGUGGCUGCCCUCAUGGCACAGGUUGAACAUGGCGAUUUGGAGCGAUCGGGUGUCUCCUCUCCCACUGGUUCUCCUCAGCCUAAAUCUCAGCUGCUUCUUCUGCAAGCCUUAGAACGUUUCUAUCCAAAACGCUACAAACAGGACUGCAGCUCAGAGCAGCUCAGGGAUCUUACUGAGCAUCUGGCUACUAAGUGGUCAAUGCUUCGUGGGUGCAGUGCAUCUGAGUGUGUGAGAAUAUAUCUAACUGUGGCUCGGAAAUGGCCUCUGUUUGGAGCCAAGCUUGUCAGUGCCAAGCCUGUCCCACCCUCUCCUUUUGAGCAGAGCCAGGUGUGGCUGGCAGUCAGUGAGGAUGGACUGUGUGUGCUGGACUACGCAAUGCACACCCUGGUCACAUACUCCUACCAGUCAGUGAUUACAUUUGGUGGCAGUUGUGAUGAUUUCAUGGUGGUCACGAGCCAGCAGAGGGAGCCCGGAGCUGGGAAGAAGAGUGUAGAGAAACUAGUCUUUGCAAUGGCUAAACCAAAGAUACUGGAGCUGACUCUGCUCAUGGCCAGCUACAUUAACCACUGGAACCCCAGCCUCCCAUCUUCCCCCAGCCAGCCUGUCGGCAACUGGGAGGUAGACAGCAGGCACUUCCCCACCAUGAACUACAUCACCAAGGGCCCCACAUUAUUGUGAGCAGCAACGGAGCGGCUUCAGGACAGCAGUUACUGUUAAUCUGCAUUCUCCUGGAGUGCAUUGCAUUGCACAUCCUGGUUUUUCAGUCUUACAGAACAGGUACUCAGAGAUUUCAGUUUUUUAUUUUAUUUUAGAUAUGAAGACUGACUUACAGAAAUGGCAGCAUCAGUCUUUUUAGACUAUUUAUUUCAGCUCUGUUCUUCUUAGUUAUAGGUCAUUGUUGAACAUCUAGGUUAGAAAGAUUUUUUAGAUAUUUUGACAAAUUGAGAACUUGCUGCCACUUAGAGAGAGAGAGAUAUUUUGAGUUGCAAACCUCAGCUGUGUGCCACCGUUCAUGUUCAUGAAUCACAAGAAACCGGAAAGGAAACAAAAAUGAAAAUGUACUGAUGGUAUUGUCCAAUUUAAAAGAAGCUAAUGUGGUAUCUGAUAGUUCAGUUGGAUAGAUUUUAGUCUUUUAAUAUGACAUAGUCCCAAUCUGAUAUUAUACUAAUUUAGAUCUGCAGCUAACUACCUAACUAUAACUAACCAUGAUUUGUCCAGUCUUCAAGUUUCUAUCAAAUCCACUGAAACAGCUAUAAACCCAUAUGUUUUUGUUUUUGAAGAGCAAAUAUUCAUAUUUCCAUUGCAGGAACUAGUGAAUUUAUUGUAGUUUUUGCUUAAAAAAAUAAUUUUCUAAAAUAUUUGGUUGAAUUUUUUGCUGAUUUUUCAGUUAAUAGAAAUUUACUCUAAAAACUGAAGUAUGGGACAGAUAUUCCCUUUAAAAAAACAGAGGUAUAAUUCAAUGAUCCUGUUUUGUAUUUAUAGAAACCAUUCAUAUUCAGCUCACCCAUUCAGCCCAAAGCAGGCCAAAAGAACAGGCUGAACUAGUUCUGAUCUGCUACUUAUGGGAUGUUACUCAGUGCACAAUAAGUCAACAGGAAGUACAGAAAUAUGAAAUGUAUGUACACAACGUCUGUGAAAAUGCCUUUGAUGUUCCAUGGAUGACGUAUUUUCUUGUAAAAUUCAUUAAUAUAACACAUCUUCCUACUAAAACCACUCAGUGUUUUCAUGAGUAAUAGUUUUUAAGAAGAGCUACCAAAAUGUUUGGAUGACUUGAACUGCUAUGGAUAAACCACUGUCUCACUUAUAUUCAUAUUAGUUAUUUAUUUUCCCUUUAACAUUUUUGGGAAUUUGCUUAUAGGGAAAAUGUCUUCCACAACUGUUGAGCUACAAGUAAUUUAAGAGCAUGUUUGGUUACUGUGUUAAAAUGUGCUGCAAAUGUUAAAAUGAUUGGAGUCUUUACGUUGCUUGUGUAUGUGUGUGUGUGUGUGGUUGUAAAAUAAAUGGUUCAAUCCUCCUUUUUAAAAAAAUCCUUAACUUUGUCUGUAUUGUUUGCUGUAGUCUAUAUAUUACUUAAUGGUUGUGGAUUUGCCAGCUACUGUAUUUCAAAAGUAAAUCCAAAUUCAUGUGCAGUGUAAUGAGAUUCGUCUCAGUGUUUUUCAAAUGCAGCUCCGUCAGAUAUUUUUUAUAUAUGCAGUAAAUAGGUGCCUCUGCUAGAUGCCAUACUGAUUUAAGAAGUUUUAUAAUAAUAUAAUAAUACUUUUGUGCUUCGACAUAAGCAAAACAUUGAAUGUGUGUAACUGCACAAUGAUUUUGUUAUGUCUCGACUUUUUUAUUUGGAAGUAUUUAUCAAAAAUGUUACGGCUUGGUUUUUAAGGCAUCACUUACUUUUUUGGCAUUUUUCUCAUGCUGAAAUAAUUUGGCAGUAAGUACUGUAUAAUAUAUUUAGGAAACCCAGGGUUUAUUCAGCAGUAACAAAAUUCAUAUCUCACUCAAAUUCCUCUUGGAGGUGGAAAAAAAGAACACUGUUUUUACACAUUAUUUCACUAAAAUGCAUCUUUCCUGAUUCAUUCGGACCAUAAACUAAAUAGUUACCCUCUGUGCUUGUUGUACACAGCCUUCCCCAUGUUUUACUGGAGUUGAGUUUGUAAGGGUGGAAGCUGUGCUAUUUCUUAUCCAGGGGGGUCAAAAUGGUAAUGGCAUUUUCCUGCCAAAUAUAUGUUGUAAAUCCCAGGUUUUUAUAGCUUGUCUGAAGCUCUUGUUGUUCCAUAGCUACGCUCAUACGAAAUGAAAUACUCAUUAUAGGGCUCACUGCUGAAUUUCUGUGUGCUUUAAUUUCUCAUCAAUAAAGAUAAAAAUAACUUCUUCAGUUUUCCAUGCUGCCAUGCAGCUCCAACAGCACACUAUAAGAGUUUAACUCAUGCUGAAUUUAAAUAAAAUUUCUUUACACAUUUUAAGUAGUGUUAUUUUGUAUGUUUAAAUGAGAUAUGAGAAUAUUUAGAAUAGUGUGCAUUUAGACAAUAAAAAAUCCAUAAAAUGCCUUCUGUUCUUACUUA